Messenger RNA from Humulus lupulus (European hop), 1074 nucleotides. RefSeq lists its product as uncharacterized. Bases 1 to 1074 code for a protein of 357 amino acids. The record is from RefSeq and is a predicted model, not a curated record. Gene Ontology annotation, biological process: DNA integration. NCBI's taxonomy places the organism in Eukaryota, Viridiplantae, Streptophyta, Magnoliopsida, Rosales, Cannabaceae. Gene Ontology annotation, molecular function: nucleic acid binding; RNA-DNA hybrid ribonuclease activity. The transcript has a single exon.
AUGCAUACUGACGAAGCAUCCAAUUCCCAAAGGGCUGGUAUUGGCAUCGUAUUAGAGGCUCCCUCGGGCCUCAAAAUCGAAGAAGCUAUUCAUUUAGAAAAAUCCACGAUGAAUAAUGAAGCAGAAUAUGAAGCACUAAUCUAUGGUUUAGAGCUAGCACGAGAAAUGGGCAUCCAACGUCUGAAUGUCAGAGGAGACUCACAGCUUAUGAUAGAGCAAGUGGCUGGAAAUUUCGAUACUAAAGCACCCCAUCUGGUUAGCCUUCUACAGAAGGUAACUGCCUUGCGAUCACAUUUUCACCAGUUUGAACUCAUACAAGUACCUAGAGAACAAAAUCAGAAGGUCGAUGCCCUUGCCAAAUUAGCCUCUGCAAGAGGUUGCACGCGCCAAUCAUCCAUAUCUAUAAGCCAAUCAAGCAAAGACAUGGAAGUCUAUUCAACCUCAUCAGAACCUGAAUGCUGGAUGGAUCCAAUCAUAAGAUACUUGUCCACCUCCAAACUCCCACCUAAUCCAAAAGAUGCAAAACUUCUGCGCCUUCGGGCACAACGCUAUUCCAUAAUCCAUGGCACGUUGUACCGCAAGUCCUUCAACGACCCCUACCUACGGUGUUUGUGUCCAUCAGAAGCUAAAAAAUUGCUAGAAGAGAUACAUGAGGGGACAUGCAGAAAUCACACAGGGGGACGGAGUCUGGCACACAAAGCACUUACAGCAGGGUAUUACUGGCCAUACAUGAUGAUAGAAGCACGUGACUAUGCCAAAAAAUGCGACAAAUGCCAACAAUUCGCACCCACCAACCAUCAACCUGCUCAAACCUUACACUCCAUCGUUGCACCUUGGCCUUUUGCAAAAUGGGGUAUGGAUGUGGUAGGUGAACUACCUAAGGCUGCUGGAGGAAGACGGUAUGCUCUUGUAGCCACUGAUUACUUCACGAAAUGGGUUGUGGCAGAGGCUUACGUCACGGUCAGCAAAACAGACACUAUGUCCUUCAUCUGGAAGCAUAUCAUAUGUCAAUUUGGGAUACCGUGGGAGAUAGUCGUGGACAAUGGAACUCCAUUCCAAAAUGCGAAGGAAUAA